AUGUGCAACCACAUCAGCCCAGGACCUCCACAUCUGGCUUCUUCACCUGCUGGAUUGUCUGAAGGGGGUGCGGAGACACUCUCUCUGACUCUCUUCCAGGGGGCUCAGAUCAUAGUAUUUCCAGAAGACGGUAUCCAUGGGUUCAACUUCAGUCGUCUGUCCAUCUCUGGUUACCUAGAGACCAUCCCUGACCCACUGACUGAGGACUGGAACCCCUGUACACAACCUGACAGACACAAUCACACUGAGGUCCUCCAGAGUUUGAGCUGCAUGGCUCGACACCACCAACUGUACCUGGUGGCAAACAUGCCUGACCUCCAGCCCUGCCCUCUGACCUCUCACCCCCACCUUGACCCCUCUCAAACUCCCUGCCCCCCUGAUGGGCGCUGGCAGUUCAACACUGAUGUAGUCUUCAGGUUGGUGGUAAAUGGGUUGUUUCUCACUACAGGUUCCCUGGCGGCUCGCUACCACAAACAAAACCUGUUCUUCGAGAAAGAAUUCGAUACCCCGCCCAGACUAGAGGUGGUGACCUUUGACACGCCGUUCGCUGGACGGUUUGGAGUGUUCACCUGCUUUGACAUCCUGUUUCACGACCCUACUGUCAGACUACUGGAGAAGGGUAUCAGACAGAUGAUCUUCCCCACAGCCUGGAUGAAUCUGCUUCCUCUACUAACAGCGGUUCAGAUCCAGAGAGGUGUCAGUCUGGGAGCUAACGUCACUCUGCUGGCGGCUAACCUCAGGCAUGACAGCAAGGCUAUGACGGGCAGCGGCAUCUUCACCCCUAGUACUUCCCUCUAUCACCACGCCUUCCACCACCCUGGGGAGCCAGAGGGGAAGCUGCUGGUGUUGAGGAUACCUGUACUGGACAGUGACUGGCUGAUGGUGAACCUCCCUAUGCCGCAGUUCCUUCCCUCUCUCCCACUCCCUCCCCCUUUCAAUUCCUUUAUGGUGGGUGACCUGUUCUUCUUCGCCUUGCUGCUUGAUUCAGAGGGCCAGCUGACUUUGUGUGACGGUCUGCUCUGCUGCCACCUGCAAUACCAACGGUCCACACAGGGUGGCAAUACGGAGCUCUAUGCUCUAGGGGUGUUCUGCUGGCAAUCACACGUGUGUGCGUUGGUCCAGUGCUCGGGGUCAGAGGUCAGCUCCUGUGGAAAGGGAGUGGAGGAGGCAGAGUCUAGACUGGACUACCGGUUGGAGGGGAAGUUUGGAACGCGUUACGUUUACCCAUCGUUGCUAGGUAGUGGCAUGGUUGUAGAUGGACCCGACCGGAUCGAGAAGACCACAGAUGGUCGAGUGACUAUGGAACACUCAGGGAUGUCCGUUGGACUGGUGACUGCAUGUCUCUACGGCAGGGUGUACGACCAGGACUAGGGUGCGUGUG
This is a messenger RNA of Oncorhynchus gorbuscha (pink salmon), 1381 nucleotides long. RefSeq names its product biotinidase-like. The transcript is spliced from 8 exons. Gene Ontology annotation, molecular function: hydrolase activity, acting on carbon-nitrogen (but not peptide) bonds, in linear amides. Bases 1 to 1371 code for a protein of 456 amino acids. The record is from RefSeq and is a predicted model, not a curated record. Lineage: Eukaryota; Metazoa; Chordata; Actinopteri; Salmoniformes; Salmonidae.